AUGAAUCGCCAAAGGCCUCACCUUAAGAAUGGGGUCGAUCUCCAGCUGCAGUCGGCCUUUCAAGACGGCAACUGGCCCGUUGUGAUUCGCCUGGCCGAGAAGCGAGCCAAGACGCUCAACGAUCAGUACUAUGAGGCCGUCAAAAUCUGCGCCGAGAGCCAGGUGGACGAUCCAGCCGCCAAGUUCGCUGCAGUUGCGGCUGUCUGGAAGUUUGUCAAGGAGGGAAGCACUGUCAAGGAUGUAGAUGCUCUUGACUUGUUGGAAUGGGCCACGACGAAUCUGCUGGACCAGGACGACUUUGCCGAGACGCUGGGUCCGUUGAGAGUGCGCGCUGUCAAGGCCGCCCCGAAGGACAAGUUUGCCGCAACUCGAUGUCUCGAAUCAUGCUUGCUUCACUGGGAUCUGGCCAGCGCUCAACAGAUUGCGGCCAUCAUCGACCGCUCUUUUCCACAGGACAGGGACAUGCUGUUCUGGAACAUUGUAGUCACGCAUCUUCUUUCUAUGAGUCCUCAGGCCUCACCCGAUAAGAGGAAAUUGUACGGUACAUUGGCCCAGAAACAGAUUGAGCGAGCUGCCCAAGUCACAGAACAGGCUGAAGCAAACUCAAACGAGACAGCAGCCAAGCCUCCACCGAGACGUGUCAAGACUGAGGAAGAGACUCUCCUGCUCUACGACAUUGUCGAGACACAUGGAACCCCCCAAGACUUCCUCAAACUCAUCUCCAGUCCCGUAUUCUCUCCAGCCGCGCAAUUUCGCCAAGGCCGAAAAGAGGUGGCCCUGCGCGCAAUUGUCAAGUUCAGAAGAGACGGCGACUGGCUUGCCGUGUUCAACCUCUGCAAGGAUUGUCUCAGCGAUUGCGACGCUGAUGGACAAUUGACUUUGCUCGCAUCUGACAUUACUGUGUGGCGGCAUAUAAUUGAUGCUGCAGGACAUAUCAAGGAUGCCGAGCCAGAUGAUGAAAGUGACUUGCUGGACGGUCGUCCCUCGUCGCUACGACUUCAAGAGCUGAUUCACUACCUUGAUGAUCAGUAUACUAGCCCUGCUUGUUUCAGUGAUGUCAAAACGUUGAUGGAAAGCCUAGAUGCGAACGGCUUGAAGUAUCUCGCGUUUGUUCACUUGCCCCAGCUGGUAGAUGGCGAUGAGAAAAGCUCCAAGGCAGCCAUCACAAGACUAUUGGUUUCAAAAACACAGUAUCUACUCUUGACACACCGGAAAACGAAAUCCGGGGGCCAAGAUCAGCAGCUUCAAUGUACUGUUUGUGAAGCCACGGUGAAAACAGCGUUGUGCAACACUUGCCUCUCGCGGCUUUCCGAGGCAAGUGUGGCGUUUUACGACUCAAUUACGAAAUCCGACGGCGAAAACACGAAAAUCAAGACCGAGGUGCUCCCAGAACUUGCAAUACUAAUUGCUUUUUGCAGCCUCAACUUGGCUUUUGAUGGUCCUGCAAAGACUGGUCAGCCGCUGAAAUCAACGGCAGCACGUCAUCUCAUUCGAGCUACUCUCCUGCUGGAUGACCAGCUCGCACAGAAUCCGGCCCACAGUCAGCUAUCUCUCGUUUUGACACAACUACACAUGCGUCUUGGCUCAGCCUACAGGGCCGCCGAUGUUUGGGAUGUUAUUGGCGUCAAGCGCACCACUAUCGAUUCUCUCGGGCCCAUUUUCUACGAUCGCCUAUCAACAAUUGCCCCUGCGCUCCUAUCGUCUCAUGAUAGUUGGGGAAGCCAUCUCAUGGACCUUUUGCAAUCUCACUAUCAGAUAUCGUUGAAGCUCAGGAUGCCUCGACGCUUGGUCGAUGCAUUUGAGUCAGGAAGCUACAGCAGCGUGAUGGGAAUACCAAAGUAUAUUGAUCGCCUUCGGAUGAGUUGUACCCGCGCAAUGAGUCUAGCAGAAGCGAGAAGGAUCGAAAGACUCUUGGGACAAACAUCACAUGAGCUAGAGUCAGAUCCGCGAUUCAACGAGGUGGAUGAUGAAUCACAUCUCAUCCAGACAAUCGACUAUGGGUCGUUUCCAUCCUGGAACAGCGGCACAACCCAGCCGAUGCAUCUUAAUCUCAGGCUUGGGCCAGCCCCAUCAGUAAGUGAAGCAUUGUCUGCCCAACCCCCGCCUGACAUUCAAGCUGACAUCAACGACCCUAAGAAUCGCCGGUGCCACUUGUCCCUGUUAUCUGAAGCAUUCCAUGCACUGCUGGCCUAUAAACCCCCCGCUAGCUAUAAAACAUCGGCCGGGAGCUUGGAAUAUGACCACAUCUAUGUUAUCGAGACAUUGGCACGCCUCAGCAACUCGUUCCCGAAGUUCUUGGCCGGUCCGGAUGACGAAAUGACUCGAUCAGAAUUCUUGUACUUUGAGGCCGUCAGCCUCAUCUGUACUUUAAUGUCCCUGUGUGUCGAAUUUGACAGAUCUUCCGACAGCUCUGAUGCUCUGACUCAAAUCAUCGAUGCACUGAAGUUGGUCUUAGCAAACCAGCGAGACCAAAUAUUGCACGAGAAAGCGUCUUCAAUAGAUCGAACGAUUACAAUGCUUAGCUCGAUGCACAACAUCACGAUGCUUCGGGACACGACGGCAGCGAUUAAGCUAGGUUCUCAGUGGAUCUUGAACCACAACGAGAGGGAAAAGGCGCGAGAUAGGUCAGGGAAGAGCGGCCUUCCCAAGGACUUGGCUUCUCAAUUCAAAGACUUGCAAACAGCUGCCGAAGCGACCAUCAAGGAAAGCCAGGGUUGGAUCUCAGAGCUCAAGACGGAAAUCGUGUCGAGGGAUUUCGAGCCUAAGCUGAAGAGAUGGCUUUUGGAUGGUGAGCACGAGAUCAAGAGCAUUCUCAGCAUGGACUCGCUGCCCGCGCUGAUUGAUAGCUGGCAAUCAAACGUCAAGGGAUGGCAGCAGGUGAAAUGGGCAUAG
Molecule: messenger RNA, 2892 nt
Organism: Trichoderma aggressivum f. europaeum
Lineage: Eukaryota; Fungi; Ascomycota; Sordariomycetes; Hypocreales; Hypocreaceae
Exons: 7
Coding region: 1-2892 (963 amino acids)
Source: RefSeq, a predicted model, not a curated record